UAAUGUACCUGACUUCACGCCGCGUCGCGUAUUCAUUCAUUAUAUUUUAGUUUCGUCUCGAAUUUGUCAGAGUGAACGCGUGUAAUUACGUUAUCUCAAAUUUAAAAUGUAAACAAAGAGGUUUUUUUUAGUUUAACUGUGUGAAAUAUCUUGUUGUAAAUCGAAAAUGUAUCAAAACACUGGAAUAGUGCUGUUGUUUGUGAUAUCACAGUGUUUUAACGUGUUUAGCGAAACAAUAAGUGAACAUAAACAUGUUCACUGCACACACAACCAUCCGAAAGCUGAUGAAGUAAUACGGGGGGUGCACAUAGAGCCUGCUCACAUAGUCAAAAAGCGGAGCAUAGACCAGCCAUUAAGAAUAAGCAUAGUCUAUGAUCACUCGGUCUAUAGAUUGGAGCCCGAGAAAUUCGAUAUGAUAAACAAUACCAUUCUACCUGAGGCCGUUAAGUUUUGGGAACAAGCAUUGAAAGUCAGAAAAACUGGUGGCCCAAUCAAACUAAACAGAAAAUGCCCUACACGGCAGGUUUUCGUCCGAGGCGGCAGAUCACAUUGCAUCGACGCCUGCAAUGCUGAAACGAUGUGCGGGGAAGUUAGAGUCCCUGAGGAACAUUUAAAUCCAUGCUAUGUGUGCAACAGCACCGGUCAUAACUGCAGAGCGUUGCCACGCCAGACGCGGCUGGAUGAUGAGGUGCCUACGGAAUUAGCUGGAAACCUGAUCAACGAUGGAACAGAACCGACAGCGACGGAAGAAGACUACCAGGGCGUAGAGAACACAGAUUUCGUUUUAUACGUCAGCGCGGUUGAGACGGAGCGAUGUCGACGAGGACUGACGGUCGCGUACGCUUCGCAUUGCCAGCAGGAGUCUGCGUUAGACAGGCCAGUGGCUGGUCAUGCAAACUUCUGCCCUGGGGAGCUGUCAACGAAAUACCGGGACCUACCAUCAGUCCUGUCAACUGUCAAACACGAAAUGUUGCACGCAUUAGGGUUCAGUGUUUCACUUUUCGCUUUUUACAGAGAUGAAAAUGGCGAGCCCUUGACUGAAAGAAGACCAGAUACAGGGAACCCACCUCUAGACGAAGAAUUACAAAUUCACAAAUGGUCUGAUCGUGUAGUCAAAAAUAUAACGAGGAAAAAUUGGAUGAUCCGAGGCGGCUACAUGGACAGGACUUUUCAUAUGAUUGUCACACCAAGGGUUGUCAAGGAGGUUCGAGAGCAUUUCAACUGCUCCAAGUUGGAGGGUGCUGAGUUAGAAGACCAGGGAGGUGACGGGACUGCCCUCACUCACUGGGAGAAACGCGUUUUUGAAAAUGAAGCAAUGACCGGCACCCAUACUCAGAACUCAGUCUUCAGCCGAAUCACCUUUGCUUUGAUGGAGGAUACGGGCUGGUAUAGAGCCAACUAUGAACAUGCUACACCCCUCGAUUGGGGCCGAGGACUUGGCUGCAAGUUCUCAAUGGUCUCCUGCAAGCAAUGGCUCAAUACACAAAGGUUGAGGAGAAAAAAUCCAGCGCCAUUCUGUGAGCGAAUAAAAGGAAAUCCAUUGAGAACAGAAUGCUCUCCGCGACGCACAGCCGUUGUUCUGUGCAAUUUAGUUAGACAUGAUAAUAUAUUGCCGAGAGCUUACCAGCACUUCGACACGUUGCCUAACGUGGCUCCCGGAGAAGAGGCUCAUUACGGCGGCUCCGUGUCCCUGGCAGACUACUGUCCCUACUUGCAAGAGUUCACUUGGAGACACAAGAGUGUCCUGGUGAGAGGCAGUCGGUGUUCAUAUGAAGAAAAUACUCCUAAAACCGAUGUAAACUUUGCCUUGGAGAACUACGGCGCUCAUUCAAAGUGUUUUGAUCACAGCGAUAAAGUUUGGGAACAGAAAUCAUGUCGACAGAUAAGAGAAUGGCAACACUGGGGCUCUGGUUGCUAUAAAUAUAAAUGUGAAAGCGGUCGCCUACAUAUAGUGGUUGGCAACUAUUCCUAUACUUGCUUCCACGCCGGCCAAGUGUUGCAAGUUAGAAUAAUCAAAAGAGGUUGGCUACACAAAGGAGGCGUCGUUUGCCCUCCUUGCAGAGAACUAUGUGGAGAAGAAUUUGCAUCUAGAAACGAAUACUGCAAAGGCGGCGAAGAACCAUUACCACCGAAUUUAUAUCCAAACGAUAUUCUAGUAUGUAAAGCUACGAAUUUGGCGCCAACAGCUGUUAUAACAGCGGCCAUUUUGGUUUCACUACUAAAUUAUUUUACGAUAAUUUGUUAAGUACUUAAUUUGUGCGAGUUUCUUUUUUAUUGCAAGUUUUUAUUUAAUUUC
Messenger RNA from Trichoplusia ni (cabbage looper), 2296 nucleotides. RefSeq names its product leishmanolysin-like peptidase (gene Invadolysin). Lineage: Eukaryota; Metazoa; Arthropoda; Insecta; Lepidoptera; Noctuidae. The transcript has 18 exons. Gene Ontology annotation, molecular function: metalloendopeptidase activity. Gene Ontology annotation, cellular component: membrane; cytoplasm. The record is from RefSeq and is a predicted model, not a curated record. The coding region runs from base 167 to 2245 and encodes 692 amino acids. Gene Ontology annotation, biological process: proteolysis; cell adhesion.